This is a messenger RNA of Meleagris gallopavo (turkey), 993 nucleotides long. The record is from RefSeq and is a predicted model, not a curated record. Lineage: Eukaryota; Metazoa; Chordata; Aves; Galliformes; Phasianidae.
UUUUUUUUUUGUGUCAGCCCCAGAUAUUACAGCUGUGAUCAGGAGGUGGAUGGAUGGAUGGAUGGAUGGAGGGAUGGAUGGAGGGAUGGAUGGAGGGAUGGAUGGAUGGAUGGAUGGAGGGGUGGAUGGACAGAUAGAUCUUUUUUAUUUCAGCGCGCGGAUCCCUUUCGCGUGGCGGUAUUAAGGGCAGGCUGGGCUGUUUCUGGUUUUUUGAACAGACCUUUAUGGCACCAGCCCAAGAUACGUCAUGACGGAUCAAACAGUUACCGUUUGAUGCAGCUUGGAUGCCUGGAGUCCGUGGCCAACUCGACCGUCGCCUAUUCCUCCUCGUCUCCUCUCACUUACUCUACCACGGGCACCGAGUUCGCCUCCCCGUACUUCUCCACUAACCACCAGUACACCCCACUGCACCACCAGUCCUUCCACUACGAGUUCCAACACAGCCACCCGGCAGUCAACCCCGACGCUUACUCCUUGAACUCUCUCCACCACUCCCAGCAAUACUACCAGCAGAUCCACCAUGGGGAACCCACUGAUUUUAUCAACCUGCACAAUGCGCGGGCGCUCAAAUCCUCCUGCUUGGACGAGCAGAGGAGAGAGCUGGGGUGCUUAGAUGCUUACCGCCGCCACGACCUGUCUCUUAUGAGCCAUGGGUCCCAAUAUGGGAUGCAUCCAGAUCAAAGACUCCUGCCAGGACCAAGCCUCGGGCUUGCAGCCUCGGGAGCAGACGAUUUGCAGGUAAAUAGCAUGCGAUCUCCUUUCGAGGCACCUUCUUCUCCCCUCCCCCUGCCCCGAUCUGAACUCAAUAUAUUGAACUGCAAUUGUCAAUUUAUUGAUAGAUUCAGCAAUAGAGUUGAGGAGUUUGACAUUAUUAUGCCCUUUCUUUGUUUUGGAAAGAAAGAGAAAUCAAGUUAUCCUUCAGAGGUCAUCAGAAAAGGUGUGACUGUGACUCACAAUGUGGCACUUCAGCUCGAAGACAAGCCUAGUUUGUAA